This is a messenger RNA of Plasmodium adleri (nom. inval.), 1086 nucleotides long. RefSeq names its product erythrocyte membrane protein 1, PfEMP1, putative. NCBI's taxonomy places the organism in Eukaryota, Apicomplexa, Aconoidasida, Haemosporida, Plasmodiidae. The record is from RefSeq and is a predicted model, not a curated record. The transcript has 2 exons. The coding region runs from base 1 to 1086 and encodes 361 amino acids.
AUGGAAAUAAAUUGUAAAAAACCCCAACUUGGACCUACGAAACUUUUUCGAGUUAUUGAUAUUCCCCAAAACGAUUAUAGUAUACCUACAAAUGAGUCGUCCAAUAGAUAUGUACCAUAUGGUAAAUAUAAAGGAAAAACGUACAUAUAUGUGGAAGGAGAAGAAACAGAUGAUUAUGUACGUGAUAUAUCUUCUUCUGAUAUAACAUCAUCUUCUGAAAGUGAGUAUGAAGAGAUGGAUAUCAAUGAUAUAUAUGGGUAUAAAUCACCUAAAUAUAAAACUUUGAUCGAAGUAGUACUAAAACCAAGUAGCAAAACAACAUAUGAUGAUACAUCUAUGUACCAAAAUGAUAAUAAUAAUAAACUUACAGAUGAAGAAUGGAAUCAAUUAAAACAGGAUUUUAUUAUUAAUAUGUUACAAUCUGAUAAUAUGGAUAUAUCUCUUGAAAAUCUAAAUGGAAAUACUACAAAUACACAACCUAAUAUUGUUGAUAGUAGUAUGGAAGAAAAACCUUUUAUUACAUCCAUUCAAGAUAGAAAAUUAUAUAGUAAUAGUGAUAUAACUUAUAAUAUUGAUUGGAAUAUUCCGGAAAAUAUCAGAACGAAUAACGUGGAUAGUCCAAAAUAUGUGUCACCAAAUCUAUAUAGUGGUAUAGAUCUAAUUAAUGAUUCGUUAAAUAAUGAUAAACAUAUUGAUAUAUAUGAUGAAUUAUUGAAAAGAAAAGAAAAUGAAUUAUAUGGAACAAAUUAUCCGAAAAAUACAACAACGACAAAUCGUGUUGCAAAACCAAUAAGUGGUGAUCCUAUAUUGAACCAAUUGGAUUUAUAUGAUAAAUGGUUAGAGAGAAAUAAAGAUAUGUACAACCAAUGGAAUAAUAGUGAUACGUUGAACCAGUGGAAUAUCCAACGUGAUAACGACAAUACUACGGACCAUACACACAACUUGUUAAAUACCAACCUUUCUAUAGAAAUAAGUAGUGAUAUGACCCAUGAUACAUCUAAUAUGGAUAUGAGUGAUACUAAUACAUAUACUUAUUUGGAUGAUAUGGAUUCGUUCGAAAAUAGUAGUGAUGAAAAUUUAUUAUGA